AGAGGCAGAGAGCAGGCAAGGCAGAGAGGCAGUGAGGGUAGCAAGAGAGCCAGCCCCAAAGCAGCCCUGCCUGCGCCUCUGAGCUGGAAUCUGCCAGAGCACAGCCAGCAUGUUGGUCCUCAGCCUGCUUGUCUGGGGAUCUUACCUGCCGCUUCUCUUCUGCUUUGCUUUAUCUCAGACUGCGUACGCUGACAAUGUCUUCUCAAUUUCAGCAGAUCUCCCUUGUUUGGAACAGAAGAAACAGCUCAACUGCAGAGCGUGCUGCCUCCUUGGCCCUCCUCCACCACCCCUGUUCCCACCACCGUACUUCAGACACAGCUGGAGCACUAAGCUGCUUGAUGUGGACAUGGAAGAGUUGUGUCAUGAACUCCAGAUAAUACAGGCUUCUUCUCUGCCUGAAUCACAUUGUCCUUCAGGGCCUCCUGGCCCCCAGGGUCCACGAGGAAUUCCUGGUAUAAUGGGACCAAAAGGGGAGAAAGGGGAGAUUGGCAGGCCAGGAAGAAAGGGUAGACCGGGUCCCCCGGGUGUCCCUGGGAUGCCAGGACCAGUAGGAUGGCCUGGACCUGCGGGACCGAAGGGUGAAAAGGGAGAGUUGGGUGUGAUGGGAUUGCCAGGUACAAGAGGACCAAUGGGCUCCAAGGGUUUUCCUGGAACUAGAGGAGAAAAGGGAUCCAGAGGUGACAGGGGUGACAAAGGAGUCAAAGGAGACCAGGGAGAAAUAGGCUUCCCUGGAAUGCUGGGACAAAAAGGAGAGAUGGGCCCCAAGGGACAAUCCGGAGUACCGGGGCACAGAGGACCUAUAGGAAGACCUGGAAAACGAGGCAAACAAGGGCUGAAGGGAGACAUCGGACCUGCGGGUGUCAUGGGUCCACCUGGAAGGCCUGGUCCUGUUGGCCAGCCAGGCCCUCCUGGACCUUCAGGAUUAGGGCAAUUUGCAAUAGGACCAAAGGGGGAAAGAGGACUUCCAGGACCCCCAGGGAGAUGUCUCUGCACAAACCCACAACAUAUGAGUAACCCAUCAUACGAGGAAUCUGUGUUUGGACACAGCUCUCCGAAAGUUCCCGCGAUUUUUGUGGUGAAUAAUCAAGAAGAAUUGGACCGGUUAAACACUGAAAAUGCCUUAGCUUUUAGAAGAGAUCAGAGAUCUUUGUAUUUCAAGGAUACCUUUGGAUGGCUCCCAGUCCAGCUCACCCCUUUGUAUCCUGUGGAUUACCGCUUUGAGGACAGUGGUACCUGCGGAGAUGGGAUCGUACAGGACGGGGAAGAGUGCGACGAUGGCAAUGCAGUUGUGACCGAUGACUGUAUAAGAUGUCGCCGUGCUUACUGCGGAGAUGGCUACAGGCAUGAGGGGGUUGAAGACUGUGAUGGGAAGGAUUUUGGAUAUUUGACAUGUCGAACGUAUCUCCCUGGGUCUUAUGGAAAAUUGCGAUGCACUUCUUACUGCUACAUUGACUCCACACAGUGUCGAUAUUUCACAUGAAGGAGCGGAGGUGGGUAGCAUCCCACUUGUAGCAGGGUGGUAGGUGCUACACUGUCAUCUAGCCAAGAAGGACUGGGACUAAAAAACACCCCGCCCACCUCCAUGUGAAAACAAAUAGACGUCAUGCUGCUGAUGGCCAUUUUGAGAUGUUUUUCUUUUUUAAAAAUCGUCAGAUUGGGAAAAAAUAGGACCACUGCAUCCUGUCUUAAUAGAGAAAUGUCAAACAGUGUGUGCCAGUAAGACUUCCAUGCAGCUGCGGAUGGCAACUUGUUCUCCAUCACCAAAGCAACAUUAAGCUACUGGAAACUGAGUUUCACCAACCAGGAAUAUUGUGUAACAAUUACCUCUAGUCAGCACUGUUAAACCCAAAUGUAGGCUCUUCAGAGGUUUUGUCUUUAACCCUUCCCAGCAUAAACACGAAGCAUAUCUUGGAUGUGGUGUUUAUAGGGACUUUCUCUUUUAUUACAAUGUGAACUUUGCAAGUGUUGUCUCACCAAUGACUUCAGCGACAUUAAGCUUAACAAUACUCCUUUCAAGGGUGAAAGGAGUAGAGGCCCUUCAGUAAGUGAUUUCAGAAUCAAAUCAACAAAUCAGCCAAAAAAGCUGGUUAACUUCACCUUCAGGCGAAGGUGUUUGUCUGUGUGUGUCUCCUAUGCAUGCACAGAAAUGCAGACAACACAGACCACAACAAAGGACAAACUGCACAAAUAAACUGUGAAAUAGCCAAGAAGUUCUCUCCCAGGAUAAAAUCAGACGAGGAGGGAAGCUAAAGAAGGAACCUAUUUCUGUAUUUUUUACCUCUGUGCGGAGCUGGCUGGGCACUGCCUGACCCCAAGGGGCUGGGACAUCAUCGGUGACCUGUCUGAAAUCACAGCAUCACCACAUGCACAUUGCUUUCGCUCUGGUGUCUACAUUGGAGGGUCUCUUCGUUUUUAUCCCCUUGACCAUCUGACCAUGAUCAUUCAAUCACCAGUUAUACACUGUCCUCUCUCUUCCCUCCCACUCGCUGUUUCCACCAUCGUGUCUGGGAUACUCCCAAGUGUACGUGCUCACUUUUGUAUUGCCAUAAAUCAAAUCUCAGAGUAGCGUGUUUAUGGAUGCUCAUUCAUGUUGUGCAAUGUACAUGUAUUUUUUGUUGUUGUUCCAGAAAGUUCACUCAACUACAGGAAUCAGGGUAAUUAUAUACUUAUUUAUUAGCAAGUAUUAAAGAGCAAAUUUCACGUGGGAAGCCUAGUAAAUGCUACGUGAAAAAGUGUCUAUAAGAGCAAAUGGAACAAAGGAUGUGCAGAAUUCAUGACUAAAAGCCUUAAAUCUAGGCAUUAUUUUCAUACAAGCCACUCUUUUCUGCUUUGUGGUAAAUGUUGCACAGGACUCUGUGAAAUGUGUGACUUAUCUGUCCGAGUGACAGUACUGCAACAGCUGCACUUAAACUGGCACUUCCAUAAAGGUUAAGUAAAUGUGGAUGUUGCUUUAUAAUGAUAAUGCAUCAAAGCAAUCAAGAAAUGCAUGCAACUUUUACUACCUACCUAGAAGAGUUUAACUAUGGAUUUCCAAAAUUAUACUGAAAACCACCAAUCAUUGACAAAAAAAAAAAAAGGAAAGAAAAUUAGUGUACUCUUCAUACCUAUCACUUAUCUGGGCUAUUUGUGUUUUUGUGUUGCUAUGAAGCCAAGGCAUCAGCAUUUGUAGCCCAGUUCAAUAGUUCAAUUUUUUUUAAUUUUUUUUUUUUUUUUUUUUUUAAUUUUAACUGAGGUCUUAAUAAAAGGUCAAGGAACCACUCGGGCAAGAAACUUGCCAUAAACUCUGAAAAUCUGGGCACUGCACAGCUGCCUUUUAAUUUUCUGUGCUUGUGCAAGGAGUGGUUUCCAGCAGCAUCCUGCCAUG
Messenger RNA from Empidonax traillii (willow flycatcher), 3364 nucleotides. It is a transcript of the gene COLQ, whose product is annotated as collagen like tail subunit of asymmetric acetylcholinesterase. The record is from RefSeq and is a predicted model, not a curated record. Gene Ontology annotation, molecular function: heparin binding. Lineage: Eukaryota; Metazoa; Chordata; Aves; Passeriformes; Tyrannidae. Bases 110 to 1480 code for a protein of 456 amino acids. The transcript is spliced from 17 exons.